AAUGGACGAGGAACAACUUUUGGAUUAUGAAGAGGAGCAAGACGAAACUCAAGAACAGGCUAAAACUAUUGCUGAAAAUGGAGAUGCUUCAAAGAAGAUAAAGGGUAAUUAUGCCAGUAUUCACAGCAGCGGAUUCCGAGAUUUAAUGCUUCGUCCAGAACUUCUUCGUGCGAUCAUCGACUGUGGAUUUGAACAUCCUUCUGAAGUCCAACAUGAAUGCAUUCCUCAGGCAAUUUUGGGUAUGGACAUUGUCUGCCAAGCAAAGUCUGGUAUGGGGAAGACAGCUGUAUUUGUGUUGGCAACACUCCAACAAUUGACUCCAGUUGACGGGACGGUCUCUGUUCUCGUUAUGUGUCACACUCGCGAACUUGCUUUUCAAAUUUCGAAGGAAUAUGAAAGAUUUAGCAAAUAUAUGCCCGGAACGAAGGUUUCGGUUUUCUUUGGUGGUAUGCCGAUCAAGAAGGACGAGGAAACUUUGGCUAAGAACACUCCGCACAUUGUUGUUGGCACUCCAGGGCGUCUGCUGGCGUUGGGACGUACAGGACAAUUGAAGCUGAAAAACAUCAAAUUCUUCGUUUUAGACGAAUGUGACAAAAUGAUUGGGGACGCUGAUAUGCGUCAUGAUGUCCAGGAAAUCUUCAAAAUGACACCACAGGAGAAACAGGUGAUGAUGUUCAGCGCAACACUUCCACGGGAGCUUCGAGUCGUCUGCAAGAAAUUUAUGCAAGAACCUAUGGAAGUUUAUGUUGACGAUGAGGCUAAACUUACACUUCACGGUCUUCAACAAUAUUAUGUUCGUCUGAAGGAGAAUGAAAAGAACAGGAAAUUGUUGGAUUUGCUCGAUGCUUUGGAAUUUAAUCAGGUUUUUCCUUGGAAAAAUUUUUUUGAAAAUCAUUUUAAGGUUGUCAUCUUUGUGCGUUCCGUCACUCGUUGCCGAGCUUUGAAUCAACUCCUCAUUGAACAAAACUUUCCUUCCAUCGCCAUUCAUCGUUCAAUGCCGCAGGAUGAACGUCUUGGCCGUUAUCAACAAUUUAAAGAUUUUCAGAAGAGAAUUCUUGUUGCGACUAAUUUGUUUGGACGUGGAAUGGAUAUUGAGCGUGUCAACAUUGUUUUCAAUUAUGACAUGCCUGAAGAUACUGAUACAUAUUUGCAUAGAGUUGCUCGUGCUGGACGUUUUGGUACAAAAGGACUUGCUAUCACAUUUGUUUCAGACGAGGCUGACGCGAAUACAUUGAACAGUGUACAAGAUCGUUUUGAUGUGACAAUUGCAGAGCUUCCAGAACAGAUUGACGUUGGAAGUUAUAUUGAAACUCGAUCUGGAAACAACACCAACAAAAAUGGAACGGAAUAA
Messenger RNA from Meloidogyne enterolobii, 1351 nucleotides. The record is from the annotation of a GenBank genome assembly. NCBI's taxonomy places the organism in Eukaryota, Metazoa, Nematoda, Chromadorea, Rhabditida, Meloidogynidae.